Messenger RNA from Chinchilla lanigera (long-tailed chinchilla), 1666 nucleotides. It is a transcript of the gene Fastk, whose product is annotated as Fas-activated serine/threonine kinase. Gene Ontology annotation, biological process: mitochondrial RNA processing; regulation of mitochondrial mRNA stability. Gene Ontology annotation, molecular function: RNA binding. The record is from RefSeq and is a predicted model, not a curated record. Gene Ontology annotation, cellular component: mitochondrial matrix; ribonucleoprotein granule. Lineage: Eukaryota; Metazoa; Chordata; Mammalia; Rodentia; Chinchillidae.
GGUCUCCAUCACCCAGCCGCGUGCUCCGAGUCCUGCUCCCUGCGCAGGCCUCCCCUGCUCGCUUGUCUGGCCUGCUGCUGGUCCCGCCAGUACAGCCCUGCUGUUUGGGGCCCAGCAAGUGGGGGGAGCGGCCCCUUGGAGGAAGUCCCCAUGCAGGCCCUGUGCAAGGACUGCAGCGGCUUCUGGAACAGGCGAAGAGUCCUGGGGAGCUGCUGCGCUGGCUGGGUCAGAACCCCACCAAGGUGCGCGCCCACCACUACCCUGCGGCGCUUCGGCGGCUGGGCCAGCUCUUGGUGUCUCAGCCUCGGCCCCCGCCGGUGGAGCAGGCCACCCUGCAGGACUUAAGUCAGCUCAUCCUCCGAAACUGCCCCUCCUUUGACAUUCACACCAUCCACGCGUGUCUGCACCUUGCAGUCCUACUUGGCUUUCCUCCAGAUGGGCCCCUGGUGUGUGCCCUAGAGCAGGAGCAAAUGUUCCGCCUCUGUCUGAAACCACCUCCACCUCUACUGCCUGCCCUCCAAGGUGGGCAAAGACGAGAAGCUGCUCUGAGCGACCCUCAGUUCCUGCGGUACCCACGGCAGCAUCUGAUCAGUAGCCUCGCAGGGGCAAGGCCUGAGGAGCUCACACCCCACGGGAUGGUGCUCCUGGCCAAGCACUUGGCCCGGCACCGGUUGCGGGAGCCCCAGCUUCUGGAAGCCAUUGCCCACUUCCUGGUGGCCCAGGAAAGCCAGCUCAACAGCAAGGUGGUGCAGAAGCUGGUCCUGCCCUUCGGGCGGCUGAACUACCUGCCCCUCGAGCAGCAGUUCAUGCCCUGCCUUGAGCGGAUCCUGGCACGGGAAGCGGGGGUGGCACCCCUGGCCACAGUCAACAUCUUGAUGUCACUGUGCCAGCUGCGGUGCCUGCCCUUCAGAGCCCUGCACUUUGUCUUCUCCCCGGGUUUCAUCAAGCACAUCAGCGGCACCCCUCAUGCUGUAAUCGUGCGGCGCUACCUCUCCCUGCUUGACACAGCUGUGGAGCUGGAGCUCCCAGGAUACCAGGGCCCCCGCCUUCCCCGGAGACAGCAGGUGCCCAUCUUCCCACAGCCUCUCAUCACUGACCGUGCCCGCUGCAAGUACAGUCACAAGGACGUAGUAGCUGAGGGGCUGCGGCAGCUGCUGGGGGAGGAGAAAUACCGCCGGGACCUGACUGUGCCUCCAGGCUACUGCACAGACUUCCUGCUGUGUGUGAGCGGCUCCGGUGCUGUGCUCCCAGUGAGGACCCAGGACCCCUUUCUACCUUACCCACCAAGGUCCUGCCCGCAGGGCCAGGCUGCCUCUAACCCCACAACCGGAAUCCCGGCCCAAAGGGUGGUGCUGAUGCUGCGUGAACGCUGGCAUUUCUGCCGAGACGGCAGAGUGCUGCUGGGCUCCCGGGCCCUGAGGGAGCGGCACCUGGGCCUCAUGGGCUACCAGCUUCUGCCGCUACCCUUUGAGGAACUGGAGUCACAGAGAGGUCUGCCCCAGCUGAAGAGCUACCUGAGGCAGAAGCUGCAGGCCUUGGGCCUCCGCUGGGGGCCUGAAGGGGGGUGAGGGGCGCACUUGGGGCUCAAGAUGGCCCCCCCAUGGGGGGUGGACAAUUUGCACUUUGACUCAUGUUUUGCUUUUUCAUUAAAGUCCCCUUCCUUGCC